AUGGCCAGAGAUGACGUCGACAUGCAAGACGUCGCGUACGAUCCUGACCAGGACCCGGAGGCCACGCGUGAUAUCCGGAGAAAGUACAGGCGCGCCGUCCAACAGCUCACCGAAACGCAGGAUAUCAGCACCGACGAGGUGGCCGAUCAGCUACGCCAGGCGGACCUCCUCUUCAAAGAAGUGCAAGGGAUACAGGAGGCCACCAAUGACUCCAAUCUCCUCGUUCAGAUCUCCCAGAUCGGCGCCGCGAAGGCCCGCGCGAUGAAGUCCGGCUCGGGCGCGUUCGACACGGACGACUUCGUCGCCCGCCUCAUCACCUACAUGGGCGGGCGCAAGCCCACCUCGUCGGUCGACCUCGACGACGACGACGACGAGUACGGGGAAGCGUACGACGGCGCGGGGGGCGCGCCGCUCGACUGGGAGCGCAUCGGGCGGAGGGCGCUCGGGAAGAGCAGGCGGGUGCCGGCGAUGGACUUCAUGUGCGUGCUCUCGUGUUUGCUUCUGCUGCUGCUGCUGUCGCCGCGGCGGCGUAAGUUCGAGGUGGUUGACGUAGACCUGGGCUUGUGUUCUGGGGCGAAACGCGAAUGCGAUGUGGACGCGGACGCGGAUACGGACACGGACGACGGUGCAUAUGUGGAUCCCGGGGACAGGUUGGGGCCUUUGUCGAUCGAGCAGAAGAAGCGCACGGCGGCGAAGAGGGCGAAGCUGGAGAAGAACAAGGAGGAUCUGAAGAAGCCUCAGGAGAUCACGGAAGACGACAUUACGCGGUCCGGGAAUGAGACGACGAAGAACGUCGCUGCUCUCGAGCACAUCCUGAACAAGAUCGAGGGCACCGUGAACAUAUUCAAGUUCGUCAUCAACCCGCACGACUUUGGGCAGUCCGUGGAGAACCUGUUCUAUCUCUCCUUCCUCAUCCGAGACGGCAAGUGCGCCUUCUUCACGGACGAAGAUACCGGGGAACCCGUAAUCUUGCUGUGCGAGCAGCCGACGCAGAAAGACUACCAAGAAGGACUGGUGAAGCAUCAGCUCGUCAUGGAGUUCGACAUGAGCACAUGGAAGCGCGCGAUCGAGGUGUUCAACAUCACAGAACCCAUGAUUCCCCAGCGUCCCAAGUCGGAGAUGCGCAUAGGCCAGAAGUGGUAUGGCUGAAGGGCAAGGGUCCGCCAACCAUCCACUCCCUCCUCGUUCUGCCUCCCUAUUUAAACGGCGCGACGGUCGACGAUAUGACGUCAGGCAAUGCACGCGGGCGUGUGCGUAUGUGUGUAUGCUUGGAUGCCAGCCGCGGGUGUGUGUUUCUGCCUACAUGAUUGUAAUUUAGCGUAAUGUUAUGGUACAGCUCUUCUAUCUUCC
Messenger RNA from Dichomitus squalens LYAD-421 SS1, 1350 nucleotides. RefSeq lists its product as uncharacterized. Gene Ontology annotation, cellular component: Smc5-Smc6 complex; nucleus. Gene Ontology annotation, biological process: DNA repair. Lineage: Eukaryota; Fungi; Basidiomycota; Agaricomycetes; Polyporales; Polyporaceae. The transcript is spliced from 6 exons. The record is from RefSeq and is a predicted model, not a curated record. Bases 1 to 1149 code for a protein of 382 amino acids.